Caenorhabditis sp. 36 PRJEB53466 is the source of this 2282-nucleotide messenger RNA. The record is from the annotation of a GenBank genome assembly. NCBI's taxonomy places the organism in Eukaryota, Metazoa, Nematoda, Chromadorea, Rhabditida, Rhabditidae.
AUGUCUCUACGAAGCAUUGGAGAUUCGGCUCAAGAUGUUCCGACUGAAGAUAUUUUUGAGUCUUUUGGAAGUGAUCCGGCGCCCAGAAGAAGACAUCAAUUGAAGUACAAGAAUGGAGAGUGUUUUGUUGCUGAAGAGGACUUGGUGCAAAACUAUCCGAAGCAGCGGAGUUUUCACCAUUCUUGCAAGUGAGUUCACUAUUAUUAUCACCAUUUGAACUGUUUUUUCUAGUGCUGGCCCUCUGCUCCAUGAAGCGGAAGCUGCGGACUCUGCUGUCUUGUCUUUCGACGCGUAUGCAGAGGAAGACGGUCUAGAUGAGGAGAUUCACCGCAUCCGUAUCUUCAAGAUCAACUACCAUCUGAGUGAUGACACUGUGACCGUUAAUGAGCCGUUUGUAGACAACACCGGAUAUCUUCAUGUGCGCAGCUUUUUCUACUAGACAUAACCUAUUACCUUGCAGGGAAGAAUUUUCCGUCGUCAAAAAGUACCGGCUCACAGCCGCAUCGGCAAACCAUACAUUCAUUGGAGCGAUCUGAAUGUUGGAAACGAUGUCAAUUUGUUUGAGACUAUCUAUCGGAUUACAUCUUGUGACGGAUUCACACGAGUGAGUUCUCGCUUGCAUUUUUGUAUGAUCAGCUUCUGGUCUAGUGUCACAUACACUAACGUACAAAACCAAAAUGUUCUCUUUGAAGGUCUACAACACCUUUGUUAAUUGAAAAUCUUACAAACACACAAAAUAGUAUUAAAUUGAUCAACUCGACUGUUCCUCUAACAUUUGCCAAUUCACCUCUGAUAAGUUUCCUGAAACACUUUUCAGGUUAUUUAUCUUGAACACUUCGGCCAACGCCUUCUGUACAAUGCCCCUCACCGAAUAGCGAUAUAUUUCUGUAGGGGGAGACUAAAAAGUACUGUAUUCCUGGUCUCAUAGCACGGUGCACCCCUUUCUCAACAACCUUUGAAAAUAGGCUUUGAAUAUUACUGCUCGCACAGGUUGCAUUCUCAUUCUCGUUCUCAUUAUCGGAUUAGACAGCUGGUGCUCAUAUAAUCUAACCCGACUCACUAAUUGUUUCCUUCUCAAUAUGAAGAAGAAAUCAUGAAUAUUAUCCGGCUUAGGGCGGUGGAAAUGCAAGAAAGUCUCUCUAAUUGCUUUCUGCUCCAGUGCAUCAUUUUGCCGACAAUUUCAAAUUUUGUAGAACUUUCUCGAAGAGCAUGGAAUCAAAGUAAGCGAGGAUGAAGAGUUACCGGAAGAUCCGUGGCUUGUCAGACGACGUGGAGCGCCUAGAACUGCUCCAAAACUUCCUGAUCAAGUAGGGAAAUUGAACAAGUUGAUAUAAACAAUCGCACAUUUCAGAGAGAAUUCAUCAACCGGCCUGCUAUGCUUGUUUACCGGUGCUGUUGGCUGGAUCACAUGAAUGAUUUCCAUGGCUGUCGCAUGAAACGAAUUUUCAAGUAAGAUAAUUGAAAGAUCUUCAAACAGUGCUUCAUUCCAGAAUGUUCGUAUACUGUUCUGAUAACACCGUCGCAUUGAUAGAAGAAACAAAAGAGUUUGAGGGUCAGCUCUUCUUGAAAAGAAUCGCUUUACCAUUUCCAGUCCAAGCAGGUUAGCAGAAGGAACAUGUCUAGUCGUGAUCAGGCAUUUACAGACACGCCACGUCGUGACUAUCGCUGGUGGGAUAUUCGUCCCGGAGUUUGGGUUGACGUCUUUUGUAGACCGAUGUUUGUGUUCGAAUGCGCUAAUGAUGAGACUAAGUCGUUUAUUAGACAACAAUUCGGAGAGACCGACUUUUCAAAUUAUAGUACUCAGGUCGGUUAAUGGUUCUUUGUUCGGAAGUAACGAACUGAAAACAAUUAAGAUACUCGAAGAUGGACCACCCGCAUCUCAUUUCUGCAAUUCGCCGUCUGUGCUGAAGUUCAGAUGUACAAUGGUAAUUCAAUAGACCGAUUAACUUUAUGAAUAAAUUCGAUUAACAGGUUGAUGCCCCGUCAGUUCUUUACGGUCUUCAUUUCCUACUCUAUUACGACGUCAAUCGGCGUUUAGUGACAAUAAUUGAGGAAGGUCGCAAGACUUGGACGCAAGGGCGAGUAUUCCUCAAAGAUGUAGAUGCAUCUACUUUCAGGUAGAGCUGAACACUAUCAAAAUCGAAGAUCUGAAAAUUUUCAGCGAGAAUCAGUUUGCAUCUGGUCGCAUCUUACAAUUUUUCAAGUGGCGUUUCAAUUUGGUUCAAUGCAGUUCUGAAACGGAAAAGUAUCUUCGAUGGAAACAGACGCCGAACCAAAAAUGA